Molecule: messenger RNA, 3749 nt
Organism: Closterium sp. NIES-67
Lineage: Eukaryota; Viridiplantae; Streptophyta; Zygnematophyceae; Desmidiales; Closteriaceae
Source: the annotation of a GenBank genome assembly
CCGUGGGAGAAGCUUUGGCAGAGGUAGAGGCCGAGGUGACUAUAAUGAGGGGCAUGGGAGCUCCAGUGGCAGGGGGAGUACCAGAAUGGAGGGCACCUGCUGGUACUGCAAGAAGGUCGGGCAUCCUUGGUUCAAGUGCUUCAGCAGGCCGGAGGGAUGGGCACCUCCAGGCAUGAAGCCGCCCAGUGGUGAACGCGCACAAGGUGGUGCUGUGCAAGGCUCAGGUGCACAAGGUGAAGGUGCACAAGGUAAUGCCUAUCCUGGGAUGUUUCUUAUGGUUGAGGAUGUGCAUGGGCAUGAGGGUGAUGUGGGAUCUGUGGGAAAGGUUGUGAUGCACCCUCUCACGCACUGGGUGAUUGAUUCAGGUUGCACCAGUCACAUGACCCCACGGGCAGAUUUGCUUGAUGAGGUAAAACCCCCUGGGAAGAUCAAGUAUGUGGCAGCAGCGUCAGGUGCUUUGCUCCCUGUCAUUGGUGUUGGAAAUGCCAAGGUUAAGGGAGCUAAUGGGGAGCUUGUGGGGCUUGGGAAUGUUCUGCUGGUUGAAGGCUUGUCUGCUAACCUUCUCUCUGUGCGACGACUGCAGAAGAGCAAGGCCGAAGUGACCUUUGGACCAACCAGCUGCCAUGCUAAGCUUGGGAAGAAGGUGCUGUGGAGUCUGGAAGAGGAGACCAGCUGCAUCAAGGACCUGUGGCAGCUGCCCAUCAUCCCAUGGAAUGGGAAGACUCCAACAGCAGCAACGGCAGCAACGGCAAAGGCAACAGCAGGAGGAGAUGCAACUGCACCAACUGAUGGGGUCCUGGAAGCAGUCAAGAAAGUGCAGCAGCAGCAGACACAUGGCGAGGUGCUUGCUGGUGUGGAUGCGAGUGCGGCAUGGGCUAAGGCUUCAUCAAGGAGUGGAGAGGCCGAUUGGGAGACAUGGCAUGAGAGGCUGUGUCAUGUGAACUUCCCUAUGCUGCAGAAGUUGGUGAAGGAUGGGAGCCUGAAGGGCUUGGAGGUGAAAGGGGGAGUGAAGGAGAUUGGGAGCUGCCCUACAUGCUUGGAGACCAAGUUCUCCAAGUUCCCCUUCAACAGCACUACAGGACCAGCCAAGACCCCACUUGCACUUGUGCACAUGGAUGUGGUGGGGCCCACAAGAGCCCCUUCCCUCUCAGGCAGCCGCUAUUUCUUGACAAUUGUGGAUGACCACACUCGGGCAGUGUGGGUUUACCCUUUGAAGAGCAAGGGGGAGGUGGCAGCGGCUGUCCUUAAGGAGUGGAUGCCUAGAGCUCAGAGGGAAUGCGGAUACAAGGUGAAGGUGAUCCGUAGUGACAAUGGUGGGGAGUUCAUUGGAGCUGAUUUUGAGGGGGAGUUGAAGAGGAAGGGGAUCCAGCAUCAACUGACAGUGCCCUACAACCCGCAGCAGAAUGGCGUGGCUGAGAGGUUCAACAGGACCCUGCAGGAGGGGGCACGCACUCUCCUUGGGCGUGCAGGGCUGCCUGAUCCAUUUUGGGUGUCUGCACUGAGGCAGGUCGCCCUUGUGAAGAACAGGGUGCUGGCUACAGUUGGAGAUAAGGAGUGGAUCCCAUAUGUCAAGUGGUAUGGGAGUGCUCCAGCUGUGAACAUGCUGAGGGCAUUUGGGUGCAUGGUGGUGUUUGAUGUGCCUAAGGAGAAAAGGGGGAAGUUGGAGGCUUCUGGAAGAUGGGGUGUGCACUUGGGGAUUGCAAAGGAUCACAAGGGUUGGCUGCUAUGGGACUUGACCACCCAGAAGCUGACAGUGUCAAGGGAUGUGAAGUUUCUGGAGUCCCUGUACUACAAGGAAUGGAAGCAGCAGCAACAGAAGCUUCCAUCUACACCGCUCAUUGUGGAGGCAGACGAGGUGCAGCAGCCUUCAAGACAGGUGGAGGUUGCAGUGUCAGAGGAGGAGAUGUCUGGGGUGACUGAGGAAGGGGGAGCAGCUGAAGUAGAGCAGCAGCAGCAGCAGCAGCAUGAGUCUCCAUCUCGAGUUCCACACCCGCCUGAGCGACCUAGGAGGGAUGUGCGCCCUCCGGUGAGGCUGACCUAUGGGGGAAGAGGCAAGCCAAAUGUGGUGCAGGCUGGGAGUGUGGUUGAGCAGAUUGAGGAAGAUGAGAUCGCUCACUGCUACUGGGCACCAAUCCCUGAGCCCAAGACUCGAGAGGAGGCCUUGAAUGGACCAAAUGGGGAGAAGUGGAAGGCGAGUGAGGAUGAGGAGUUCGGGUCCCUGAUUGAAAACGAGACAUGGGACCUGUGUGACUUGCCUCCUGGGAAGAAGGCAAUCACUUCCAAGAUGAUCUACAGGCACAAGUAUGGACCUGAAGGGGAGCUGACCCGCUACAAGUCUAGGCUUGUGGCACGGGGGUUUCAGCAGACAAAGGGGAAGGACUAUGAUGAGGUGUUUGCUCCUGUGGGGAAAGGAACAACAUUGAGGGUGCUGUUGGCGAUAGCUGCACUCCUGGGAUGGAAGAUUCGGCAGAUGGACAUUGUGACUGCCUUUCUGAAUGGGAUCAUUCUGGAGGAGGUGUACAUGAAGCAGCCAGAGGGGCUGGAUGAUGGGAGCGGCAGGGUCUGCAGGCUGAAGAAGGCCAUCUAUGGCCUUAAGCAGGCGCCUCGUGCAUGGUAUCACAAGUUGGAGGAGGCGCUGCUGGCUGGGGGUUUCAAGAAGAGUGAGUGUGACCCCAGCCUGUUCCUGCUGCAGGAGAAGGACGAAAUCCUCAUGCUCUUGGUGUAUGUGGAUGAUAUCCUUCUCUUUUCUGCAUCAACUGCUUUGCUGGACAGCGCAGAGCAGAUGCUGGAGAUGCAGUUCAAGUGCUCCAAGAUGGGUGAGGCGAAGUACUACUUGGGGAUGCAUGUGGAGAGAGAUGUGGAAAAGGGUGUGCUGAGGUUGCACCAGAGGAAGUACUGUGAGGGGCUGGCUGAGAAGUAUGGGCUGCAAGAUGGGGGAAAGCCAGCAACACCACUACCUUCAGGGUUUACUGUGGAGCCAUGUGCUGAUGAGGAGGUAGUGGGUGAUAGUGACAGGAAGCUGUUUCAUUCGAUGGUUGGGUCGCUGAAUUAUGCUGCAAAUCAUACACGGCCUGACAUUGCAUUUGCUACAUCACGACUGGCUAGCGUGGUUUCACGUCCUAGUCAUGAGCAGCUGGAAGCGGCCAAGAGGUUGGUCCGCUAUGUGAGUGCUACGGCAUCAGUGGGAUUGGAGUACAGUGGAGUGAGGCAGCGGUUGCAGAGAGGUGCUGCAGAUGUGAAGAGUGGUGAGAUGCUCUUGAGUUGCUAUACUGACGCUAGCUUCAACUCAGUGAAAGCGGAUGGCACCAGCAUUGGGGGUUAUGUGUGCUUGCUGGGAGGUGGUGCUGUGAGCUGGCGCAGCAAGAAGCAGAAUGAGGUGGGAUUGUCUUCAUGUGAGACUGAGUACAUGGCCUUACACCAUGGGGCCAAGGAAGUGGUAUGGCUGAGGCGUUUGUUGGAGGAGUUGGGAGUUGGUCAGGAGGAGCCGACAGUUGUGUUCUGUGACAAUGAGUCUGCAGUGAAGCUGGCCAAGAAUGCUUGUCUGCAUGGGCUGACAAAACACAUAAGGCCUAAGUGGCAUUGGGUGAGGAGAAUCCUUGAUAAGGAGGUGCGGCUGGAGAUAGUGAAGACCCAUCAGCAGGCAGCAGAUAUUUUCACUAAGCGUCUGGCGGAGGCGGAUCAUUGGAAGGGCAUGAAGCUUGCUGGGAUGAGUGUGCAUUGAGUAUGCAUGCUUGAGAUGUGGUAUGGUC